This is a messenger RNA of Aplysia californica (California sea hare), 2806 nucleotides long. RefSeq lists its product as uncharacterized. The record is from RefSeq and is a predicted model, not a curated record. The transcript has 11 exons. Bases 136 to 2016 code for a protein of 626 amino acids. Lineage: Eukaryota; Metazoa; Mollusca; Gastropoda; Aplysiida; Aplysiidae.
AAACAAUGACUGUUACUGACAUUAUAAUUCUUUUUUCGUGGUUUGAAUAAGACUUUGACUUUGAUGCUACGCGGAUGCUCCAGAAAAUUAUUCUGACCAGUACAGUGCCAUAUAAUAGUAGACUCUGACAGCAUCAUGGGUAUCGGUAGGUUGUGGUCAUUUAUAAAACAACAUAAGGACGAAAUUGUCGAGCAAGUUGACCUUGUCGAAGUCGCAAAAGGCUAUCCCGGUGGUUUGAGGAUACUUGUGGACUUUUUCAGCUGGGAGCAUUAUGUGAAGGAUAAAUUUAGGAAAACUUUGACUUUGGUUACGGAGAAUCAGUUCCUCAUGUUUGACGGGGGAGAAUACGAUCUCAUAGAUUCGUACAUAAAAAGUCUGAUCGCUGCCCUCCGAUGCGUCAAUAUUGAGGUAGUUUUCUACCUGGAUGGAGCGAAAGGAAGUUCAUACCACGCGACGAAACAGAAGAUGAAGACCUGGAGGAAAAGACAUUUCGAGGACCAAAAGCAACUCGCUCAGUGCUUCAGGUUUCUUCGUGGGGAGAUUCCUCUAGAUCAGGUGAGAAAUGAUCAUUUGGUCCGGCCGUGUCUUCAAGAAGUUCAAAACAUCCUCACCCUGCAAGAGGCUGGCUGUGUGAUUCAUCAGCGUAUCUCUGGUGAGGCUGACUCACUCAUCGCUCAGCACAUGCGAGACGACGAGCGCGCUUUCUGUAUCUUCAGCAACGACACAGACUUCUGCGUGUUCCCUGGCUCCUCCUACAUGUCGCACGAGUUCUUCGACAUGGGGGACGACCUUGGCCUUGGCCUCUUGUCUCUCUCGGCAAAAACGCCCGAUAAGCUGGUCUGUGGGAUCAUAUCUUCUGCAAACCUGGCAAGGUUUUUGAAAUUGCCAUGUGAGGAAGCGUUGAUAGAGAUGGCUAUUCUCGGAGGCAACGACUUCACCAGCCCGUACCUCCCGCAGUGCAUCCCCGGGUUCUCUAGGUACUGCGGUCAGUUUGAGCUCCUGGCCCAGAUGGUCACUCAGUUCCAGCAGGCCGAGAUGUGCCCAGAGUUUGGACAGGCAAUUAGUGCUAACCGAGGCUUGCGGGAGGCCGUGGAACAUUCUCGGAAAUUCUACACGUUGACCUUGGAAGACGAAGAAGAGAAUCAGACGGGCUUUGUUUUCUCCGUCAUCGCAGAAGGAGUGCGGCAGCUGAAGUACCCCAGCACGAUCGUGGCGAUGCAUCGUGGGUUUUACUGGCGCAGACAGGUACUUGAGGACCCGACCCCUGGACUGCCCACAGCAGAGGGAGCGUACUCUACCCUACGGUCGUUCGUUUAUGCCUUGCUGUUACCUCCCUUCAAGCAGGUGACCACGGAAUACGGCCGCACGCCCGGCCAGGUGCUGGAGGAAGUGCAGGUACCCAAGCCUCCAGGGAUGCCUUCACUGGCCGGUGUGAAGAAAAACUCGUUCCCGCGGAACAUGGCGCUGUUUGAGAGGGUCAUGUCUCACCUGGAGUACCAGCCUCCUGCCGAAGGUCGCACUUUCUUCAAGCUGUACGGGAUGCGGAAAGGUUUCCUGUGCCAUCUGCUUCGCUACUUCCUGCUGCUCAACUGGGGCCAGAACCUCUUCCUGUCGGACCGAGAGUUCUACGUUGUCGCCGCUUGGUUGCUAGGCAACCACAACCACGAGCGGUACCGGAAUGUCAAGAUUGUGCCCAGCCCUCGCUGCGUCACGGUAGAGAGCUGGUUCCUGGCGUUGUAUCGAACGGCGUACGCCUUCCUGGGCUCUGUGCUGGGACUGUGCCAUGAGUUUCCUCCCCCGAGGGAUCUCUUCUCCGGGGCCACGUGGGUGGUGCUCUACACAGGCCAUGUUGUCAACGAUCCGAACCCAGACUUCCGAGAGCCGAUGCCCCUGAGUGUGAGGAUGCAGGAGAUGGCAGAGGCGAGCGCGGUGGUCAGCGAGGUGGUCAAGGACAACCGACACGUGCUAAAUAACGUGGUCAACGGGGUUCUUCCUCCAAACUUUAGGAGUUAUUAACUCUUUAUCUCCGAGGGGGGUAAACCCACUAUGCUGGGGCCCUUUUUUGGUGCAAAUCUAAAAAUGACAAAAACGUCAUUAAACGGGUCAUGAAAUCGAAACUAACAAACCUAUAUCGAUAGUUCUUCAUCUAAUGAAUGAACUUCCGGUAUAAGAGACCUGUUUUCGGCAAUUUCCAAAAAGUAAUUUGAUGUCGAAGUCGUCGUAAAAAAUGUGCCAAAGCCGCUGUCAGCGACUCGCCAGCACAGGAGUUCCAACCGCAAGCCGCUGGGAGGGGCUUGCCGGAGAUAAAGAGUUGAAGGUUUUGUCCUCUGUCAGGAUUGUGACUAGGUUCAUAGCUGCCGACCAGUUUGUUAAGAAAUGUGUUUAAUACGUUUUUGAGAGUCUGUGAGAUGGAAGUCCGUUUUUAUGUUUGAAAAUAUGUUUUCUUUGUUUUUUAGUUCUGUUGUAUUGUUCCUUACAAAUUGUCUGAGGCCGAAGAAAAAUUAUGAACUUUGAAGAACGGAUUUGUGAAUGAUAAUGCAUAUGAAUCAUGUUGAGUCACUUUGAGAGAUCUUUUGCUGAGGGCAACUCGAAAUAGCUUGAAUUUAUCGAAUGCUCAAAAGUGUAUGUUAAGGGUUUAGAAGGGGGUCACUUGAGCAAUGCCCUUUAUCUUGACCUGCUGUGUCUGUUUUUUGGUUUUGAGGAGCUGGCAGCUAGAGCUGGGCAAAGAAUCGAAUCUGGAACCGAUUUCGGCGAUCGUGUUUCCAGUUACUUUAAUCAUUAAAAUCUUUUUUUUUUCUUUCUUUUU